Exophiala bonariae is the source of this 597-nucleotide messenger RNA. RefSeq lists its product as uncharacterized. The record is from RefSeq and is a predicted model, not a curated record. The transcript has 2 exons. Lineage: Eukaryota; Fungi; Ascomycota; Eurotiomycetes; Chaetothyriales; Herpotrichiellaceae. The coding region runs from base 1 to 597 and encodes 198 amino acids.
AUGCUAAUGCAACAAUGGCGAGACGACCUGCCUCCGGUCGUCUUAAAACCCACCAAAGAGCUGGUGGAGGACGAUGCGCUCGACAACUGCGGUCCCCUUCGUUUGACAUAUUUAACCCUUGAACUACUGGUCUUCCGAGCACUCCUUCGUCCACUGGCCUUUCAACCUGGAACAGGUGAGCAGGAAAUGUCCGAACCGCGUUCUACUAUCCUCCAGAAUAGUCAAUCAUGUGCCAAACUCAUUCUGGAGUUGGUUACGGCUCUCAAAGCAAAUCACUUUGUCAAUUUCUGGCCAUCAUUCUUUCCCAUUAUGCUGACUGUCAGUCCUGAAGACACACGAUAUCAACUGUCCUAUAUGACAAAUUUCGUCUUGCUCCUCUUUGUGCAGUCGCCGUCAAUGGCUGUGGCCAAAGAGAACAAGAUGCUACUGGACAAAUGGCGGAUCACUGUCCGGAUGCAGUCACGAGCUUGGCCUGUUCUGAAGCUGGCAGUCAUGAGACUUGAUGCUGUUUUCUGGAAGGGACUUGAUCAUAUUGUGACUUGUGCUGGAAAGGACAGUCCCGCGAUGUUGCUACUCAAAGGACCACCCGAGAAUUAA